GGGCGGCCAGCUGAUCUCCGAUCCUCCUCCUCGGAGCGGAUUACGGCCGCAGCUCUGCGUCUCCUCCGCUCCAUCAGCAGCUGAUCCGGGGGAACAAAGGCAGCCAGAACCGCGCAGCGCCAUGGACUUCAACGUGAAGAAGCUGGCCUCCGAUGCGGGGGUGUUCUUCACCCGGGCCGUGCAGUUCACAGAGGAGAAACUGGGCCAGGCUGAGAAGACCGAACUGGACCCUCACCUGGAGAACCUGCUGGCCAAAGCCGACUCCACCAAGAACUGGACCGAGAAGAUCCUGAGACAGACGGAGGUUCUGCUGCAGCCCAACCCGAUCGAUCACACAGGCGCUCGGAUCGAGGAGUACAUCUACGACAAGCUGGACCGGAAGCUUCCGUCCAGAACCACCAACGCCGAACUACUGGGCCAGUUCAUGCUGGACGCCGCCAAGGAGUUCGGAGCCGACACCCCGUAUGGUACCACCCUCAUCACGGUGGGAGAGUACCAGAGGAAGCUGGGCGGAGCCGAGCGGGAGUUCCUCCACACGGCCGCCGUCACCUUCCUGUCGCCGCUGCGCAACUUCCUGGAGGGAGACUGGAGGACCAUCUCUAAGGAGCGGCGGCUCCUGGAGAACCGGCGUUUGGACCUGGACAUCUGCAAAGCCCGUCUGAAGAAAGCCAAGCAGGCCGAAGCCAAGGCAGCGGCGACUCCAGACUUCCAGGAGACGCGGCCGAGGAACUACGUCCUGUCGGCCAGCGCGUCGGCGCUGCUGAGCGAGGAAGUGGACAAGGCGGAGCUGGAGCUGCGUGUGGCCCAGACGGAGUUCGACCGGCAGGCGGAGGUGACCCGGCUGCUGCUGGAGGGAAUCAGCAGCACACAUCUGAACCACCUCAGGUGUCUGCAGGACUUUGCGGAGGCUCAGGCCACGUACUUCGCUCAGUGUCAUCACUACAUGCAGGACCUGCAGAGGGAGCUGAACAGAUGUGCGAACUCAGCCGUCGGACCCCCGCCGCCCUCCGGCCCCGACCCGGUUCCGACCGCCUUCCCGUCCGGCCGCCUGUCUCCCGGCGCCUCGGGCUCCAGGAAGGCCAAGGUUCUGUACGACUACGACGCUCACGACGCCAGAGAACUGUCCCUGCUGGCCGACGAGGUCAUCACUGUCUACACGGUACCAGGAAUGGAUCCUGAUUGGCUGGUUGGAGAGCGGGGCAACGAGAAAGGCAAAGUACCUGUGACCUACCUGGAGCUGCUAAGCUAAUGGACCAUUAGCAUUCUGUCUGAUGAAACAUGUGAACCCUCUGGUAGACUCAGUUCAGUUUCAGAUUCAGUUCAGUUCAGAUUCAGUUCAGAUUUACUUCAGAUUUAGUUCAGAUUCAGUUCAGAUUUAGUUCAGAUUCAGUUCAGAUUCAGUUCAGAUUUAGUUCAGAUUUAGUUCAGAUUCAGUUCAGAUUUAGUUCAGAUUCAGUUCAGAUUCAGUUCAGAUUUAGUUCAGAUUUAGUUCAGAUUCAGUUCAGAUUCAGUUCAGGGAUUUUUAUCCGACACCUUUCCUUGGAGAAAAACCAGGAACGUUUUAGCGAUGCUCUCAGAUGAAAGCAGGAAAGUUUCCUGGAAUCUGAUCUGGUUCAUUAAAUCACACCAACGUGUAUUUGGGCCCCAUAUGGUUUCUUCUCAGGUCCGAUGGGUUCGAAGUGGAUCUGGGCUCAAAAUGGCUUCCUGUUUGGGACCCAGUUGGGUCAUUAACAUUUUUUAAAGAGCCAUUAUGGGUCCCAGUUUACCCAUCGGUCUCCUGCAUCAGACCCAUAGAGGCCAUUAAAACCAACCCGUUAUGCAACCAGUGGUCAGUACCGUAUGGGGCCCAUUUCUCAGUCAUUUUCUACGUAAACGCUCGUGGCAUUAUGAUGCGUUUUGGUUUUAUCUCUGAAGUUUGAGCUCCUUUGUGGGAAAACUCACCAGUUACAACCAGUAAGCUAAUUGUUUUGGUGCUAACGGCUAGUAGCAAAGCAGGAUGAAAACAUUUCCCUCCAUUUUAUUCAUUCUGACACUGACGGGAAUGUUUAGCUCAAACCAUCAGAGCUGCUUGCAAACUGGAUUUCAGCUACAUUGAUGUGCAGCAGCCAUCUUGGAUUCUGAACAUACGGCUGUUUAAGGAACUUUAAAUUUCCCAGUUUUAAUUCCAACUUUGGGUUUUUCCUCCAUAAGAAGCUUCAUUUCCUUCAUACUGUAAAGUUUCAGUAAAUAUUUCUGACACCCGAGUUUUAAAAAAUCACCUGAAAAAUACCAAGAAGUUUGGAAAGUUUUUUUUUUUUAACCAGUUGUAGCCUCAAAAUUCAAAAUGGCUGCCUUGAGUCUAUAGACAGUCUGCAAGUUGGAAAACAUUUAUUUAACUUUCUGAUUAGCUGAAGCUCAUUGGGUCAAUAUCUCACCUGAUACACUCAAAAUCAUCUUGUUUACGCGCUUCAUCAGUGUCUGGAUGAUCACCUGUUGAGAAAUUAAUCGCUAUUAGCUUCUAUUAGCAGUUAGCAUCAUAACACAAAAUUAGCAAGACUUAAUGGUUUUCUGGAUUGUAGUUGAUCGAGUCUAAUUUGGUGAAGGUUUGAGCUACUUAGCAGCUGCUGAUUGGUUCAGAAGACAGAAACAUGAAGAAUCACAAGCUAAGCCAGGGAGCUAAUGCUAAAGACGCUAGCAUUGCACUUAUUUAUAGUUCUGUUUUGUACCAUUUUUUUUUACUGAAUUAAUUAAUUAUUGUAGCAUAUUUGUGUUGGUGUUUGUUUGCACAACAUGUCAACAGAGACCAAGCUAGUUGCUAGCAGCUUUAGCAGUAGAAGCUAGCUUAGCUUGCGGGUUAAAGAGUGUUUUCUUCUGUUUCAAUUAAAAAACAAACAAAACAAACAUAAAAAACAUACUUUACAUAAAUAAAUUUAGUGGCUUGUUGGUAACAAACUGUUGCCGUUCAUUGAAUUGGUGAUGAAUUAUUUUCAUCAUGGCAGCUCAGAGGAACGAUCUGGUUAGCCGCUUAGCUAGGAGGCUAACGGCGCCGCAGCUGCUUCUCUCCAAACAAAACUAAUCAGGAUAAAAAUAUUUCUACUUUCCUUUUCAGCUUUGAUUAUUUUAUGCAAAAACUCAAAUAUUUUCUACCAGUUUCUACAGUCAUAAAACUUCAGUUUUGAUCCUUAAGAAUUAAUUAAUAAUUAGUCUUAUUUAAAGCCAGAUUACUUUAUGCUCUUCUUCAUUCAUUAUUCAGAUUUUGUGAUGAAAAGACAUUAUUACACUUUAACAAAACUAAUGAAAAUCUCUCCACUGAUUUAAUUUCUUUAAGAACAUAAAAUUAUUCUUAUGUAUUUAGAAUCAGUUCAUUUAUCAGGAAAAUGUUAUUUUAAAAAAGGAAAUCAAAAUCAUGGCUGUUUAGUCACAAAUCAGAGCUAAAAAAAGACUUCAGAGGAAACGCUGUGAUUUGACUAGGACCCGUUAUCUGUCGGAUUUUAUUAGUUGCUGGUUCAGAGUUCAGAACUAAAUUUAAUAUUUAAUACGAUUUCACUCAUACUAGUGAAUUUAAUAUGCAGUUUAAUGAAAGUUUAUUUCUGAUUUGAACAUUUAUUUACAUGUUAUUUUUAUAAUUCAUGAAAAUCCUCCCAGUAAAUGAUUUAAACACAAGUACAAAACACAGAAUCAGGGAAAUGAAACACUUUUAAAAUGAAUAAAGAUCUAUUUAGUAGAUUUCUGUCCCUCAGCAGCUGUUUGCUGUGAACUGGCAGGAAGUGAUGUCAUGGAUCUGACUCAGGAUCAGAUUUAUUUAGAGCGGCGUCGUCAGAUUUGUUUUCCUACGAUUCAUGACUCUGCAGUUUUACUGUUUAUGUGGAAACUGCAGCAGGAUGCAUUUAUUAUCGUUAUGAUUUAGAUUGUUUGAUCGUUGGUGUGAUGCUAAGGUUUAGAACAACAUAUCAGAAAUAUAACGCAGCUGUAUUCAUAGUAAUAACAAAAUGCAACAACUGUAAAAAACUCAAAUGUUCAGCAGUUUUUUAUUUGAAUCUGAAAUACGAGGCAGAGCAGCUGAAACAUGAGAGCCUGGAAUCGGCUCUGAUCUCGUUUUACCAUAAACACGUUUUAUUUUCGUCGGUGGAACAUUUUUAUUAGUUGCUGUGGUUUCUGGGGUCCGUUCAGUUUAACCCUUUAACACCCAAAGAUCCACAAACAUUCAGCUUUUCUCUGUAAGCUUAAUCUAAAAUUAUUUAGCAUUUUGUACAAAUGUUGCACCAAAAUGACAGAUGUACAUUUUAUGAUACGGUGAAUCACAGAUUCCAUGUUUUCAUGGUGGAGAUGGCCAGUGGGGUUCAGUGCUGGGAUGUUAAACUGAAGUGUUUUUGUGGUCAGUGGAAAUAUUCUGCAGAUGAAGAAACUUGAGACUUUUGUUCAGGGAAAACAAGCAGUUUCGGCCUAAAACCUAGAAAACAGAACCAUAAGCAGGAAGUAGAAGGUGAUUUAGUUUCGGCUGUGAAUGCAGACUCAGCGUCACUUUCGUCAGACUCGCUCCCCAACACGACUGUCUGUUCGCUCACGUUGGUCCCAAAGCUCUGGGACGGAGUCGCUGUCAGGAAACACCGGCUUUGUCUGGACAGACUAAAGUUCUGUCUGCGGAGCAUCAGGAUGAUGCAGCGACUGGCCAGCAGGGGUCAGCAGAGGUCGUCCUUCAGCCGUCGUCUGGACGCGUUAGCUUCACGCUAAACAUAGCAACCUUCCAGCUGUUGCUGCGUCUCCAUGGAAACACGGCUUGAGUUCAGUUUCCUCCUGGUUAACACGCUAACAUCCAGAUCUCUCCUGUUCGAUGGGGACCAACAUGUUUCUACCAGUUGCCUCAUUGGCCCCAAACUCCACUGAUGUGAGAGAAACUUUGGCCACCCAGUGAUUUUCCUAAAGGUCUCCGUUAUCCACACUAGAAACACCAUCGGUGGGUCAUCACCUCCUUCUGGUAAUGAAUAGUUGGUUGACUUUAAUCCUGUUUUCUGCUGGUCCUGGUGAAACAGGACCAGCAGGAUCCAAGAUCCAGAUCUGCUUCAGUCAGACGCCUUCAACUCCACAGGUAAAUGUAGGUCGUCUGAUUCCCUGAACGUCUCCUUUAGCAGUGAGCAGCAUCACUAGGUCUCUGUUGGGUGGGUCAACCCCAACCCUAACCCCAACCCUAACCCCAACCCCAACCCUAACCCCAACCCCAACCCCCCAGAUCACUUUAGUCCUUUCACAAACCAGAGCUGGGAGAAUACGUCACCGUUUGGGAUGGGAAAGUGGCGAGAAGCUAAACGGGCGUCUUAGAGAUGAAUGGUCAGUGACCAGCGGUCAGUGACCAGCGGUCAGGUGACCAGCGGUCAGGUGACCAGCCCAGGCUCACCCCGAUCCUGAUCCUUCUGCAGGUUUAAUAAAAUCCAGCCGAUUAAUUAAUGAGAGAAAAUAAACGUUAGAGGUUGAUGGUAAACCGUUGGGUCAUGAAGUUCAAACUACUUUACAUGACUCAGUUGUUAUAAACAUGCUGCAUGUCAAAUAUGACUGAAAACAUUCAACUUUAUAAUUCAGCAUCUUGAAACUGGGUCUGUGUCUUUAAGAAGCUCCUGCUCUUUCUGAAGCUCCGCCUCCAGGAAGUCAUCCCAACAUGGCUGCUCUAUUAACCCUUUAAUGUUUGUACCAGUGCUGCUCUGAGAACCUGAUGCAGCUCCAGCUUCUGGCAAGUCUGAAGGGGGAGGAGCUGCGCCUCGGAGGCGGGGCUAGGCCCAUCCAGGUGUUUUAAACAGCUGAAUGGUUGCCAUGGAGAUGAAAGGAUUUCUGAAACAUAAACGAAUCAAAGCGACGCUGCAGGUUACAACAUUAUAACAUGAUAUAAAAAUAAAACAGUGGAUUUGACGCGACACCGGCCCUUUAAAUGUUCCCGGCUCAGCGUCCAGACAGUGAUGUCACAUAAACAAAGUCCGAGUCAUUCAUCAACACCUCUUCAGUUUAUUGUUUCACAGAAAUCGGUGCGGUGAUGAAAUCCUGUCAUCGUGAGUCCUCACCGCGUUGAGUCAUCAAUAAAGCAGGUCAAAGGUCACAUGGCUGACUUGUGUUGAGCCCUGCGUCCUCCUGAACGGCCGGAAAGUGAAAUCCUGAGAGAACUCCAGACGUGACCCAACCGGAUCCGAACAGAACCGGGCAGAGAGAAACCAGAAAUCUGGUUUAAAUCAAACCGACAGACAUCCUGAGGAAAAGUUCAGACUAAACUGGUUUUACUGGUUUUACUGGAUUAAACGACACCAGAACAGAUUCAGAUGUUCAUUCUGAUAGUUUGGAUGUUUAUGAAAUAAGAGUCUAAUAUCAGACAUUAAAAUGUUUUUAUUGUAAUAUAAACUGUAUUUUAUCUCAGGUGAAAAAGCGUCUGACCAGAUAAAUAAAAAUUAAUAAACCAGUGAAUAAAUGAAAAUGAGCUCAAUAAUUUCCAUUCUGAUUAUUAAACUUUAAGGAAAAUUCUGUUUACAGAAACAUAAUAAUUCAUUUUAUUUAUAGUUUUAUUUAUUUUGAAUAUUUAAAAUAUCUUCAGGUGGAAGUUUUCUUUAUAAAAUUAAAGUUUAUUUAUGAAAUUGCAUAAUUAUUAAUCCAUUAUCAAAAUAUAAUUAUUAAAUAAUCUCAAAAUGACAAUAUCCUCGUUUAUCGCAAUAAUUUAUCGUCCAAUCUCACUCUGCUCUUUAAAACACGAAACAUCAAAAUGAAAGAAGCCGACGCCACAUUCCAGCAUGUUAGUGGAAAAUUUAGUGGAAGGAAAAGCUUUGGUAGAGUAACAUGCAGAAAGAUAACUGAACAGGACCCAGAUGGAUCCGACCAGAACCAUCAGAACUGAUCACUAGUUUAGAAAGUGGAUGGUUACGGUUUUAAAACUUAGAAAUGUCUUUGUGUUUAUUUCAGAUUUAAAGUUUUUAAAAGUUUUAUAGGAGGAACAAACGAGACGUGAAAUAAACCUGCAGAAAGAGAAACUGAACCAAACCCAGAAAUCACAGCAACUGACAGCAGAUCCACAGAAACAGCCACGGUUUCUGUCGCUUUGUGGCGGUGACUGUUGCCAUGACAACGGUGGGGGCGGGGCGUCGCAUGAUCUAACAGUUUCUGAUUUAAUCUUUGAGAUUCUCUGAUUUAAGAAACUGAACUCUGAGGGGAACUUUUGACGUGUUUUCAGCAUGAUUAGAGCGCGGGCUUUGACUGGACCAUGCGCAGUGUGUGUGUGAGUGUGUGUGUAAAUAAAGUGUCGUUUUGUUGCUUCAGUGUUUUAACUCUUUGGUUAAAUGUGAUUUUUUUGGCGUCUCAUUUCUCCUGGAUUGAUGUUCAAUAAACAGCAUGUGUGUCACAGAC
This is a messenger RNA of Xiphophorus hellerii (green swordtail), 7350 nucleotides long. It is a transcript of the gene sh3glb2b, whose product is annotated as SH3-domain GRB2-like endophilin B2b. The coding region runs from base 122 to 1249 and encodes 375 amino acids. Lineage: Eukaryota; Metazoa; Chordata; Actinopteri; Cyprinodontiformes; Poeciliidae. Gene Ontology annotation, molecular function: protein binding. Gene Ontology annotation, biological process: membrane organization. Gene Ontology annotation, cellular component: membrane; cytoplasm. The record is from RefSeq and is a predicted model, not a curated record. The transcript is spliced from 12 exons.